Molecule: messenger RNA, 1178 nt
Organism: Periconia digitata
Lineage: Eukaryota; Fungi; Ascomycota; Dothideomycetes; Pleosporales; Periconiaceae
Source: the annotation of a GenBank genome assembly
UCUCACCUCUGCUUCGUCGGCGUCGCAGGAGGGUAUGGAAGGGAGCGGGGUUUAGGAUGGUGAGUUAUGUCCUCGACGGCAACGCGCUCGCGCUCACAGCUACGGAAGCCGCCCGUCGCCGCCGCGCCGUCGAGUCCGCCCAGCCAGACACGAUUGUCGUGAGCAUCGGGUACCCGACCUUACUCCCCGACUCGCCCUACAGCGACAGCCGCUCGCACGACCUCCAGAUCCCCGUGUGCGGCAACUGCACGGCCCCUGCGUUCCCAAACGUGCCAUCGAACGCGGAGAACUUCAUCAUGUUUGUAGAUAGUGUACUGCGGCCGUGGAUCAGGGAGACUGUGUUCCCAGCAACGACGUUCUCGCGGGAUGCGUUGUACGGACACUCGUUUGCUGGUUUGUUUGUGCUGUACGUGCUGCUUACCAGGCCUGGGAUGUUUGAUACGUUUAUGAGUGCGAGUCCGGCGCUGUGGUGGGAAGAUGGGUAUAUUUUUAGGCUACUGGAGGGGUUGGUUAGUUCAGGGGAGAGGGACUUGGAUGUGGAUACGGUAGUUAUGAGGGGGAACGCUACGGUUAGGCCUGCUUUUCAGAUAAGCUAUGGGAAGCUUGAACAGUUUCCGGUGAGACGGCGUCUGGAGUCGGAUGAAGAUUGGCAGCGAAGGUUAGACCUGAUUGAGCCGUUCAAGAUGGCGGAUUAUUGCCAGAGAUUGUAUGAGGUUUUGAAGGGGAGUGAUGCUGUGAGGGACGUGGAACUUCACGAGUAUCCUUUCAGUGAUCAUGCGGCUGUUGGCGGAGCGGCGAUGGCGGAUGGAUUGGAUUACUUCCUGGAUUGGCCGCCUAGGAUCGCCGGCAGUUGAAUGGGGGAGAGGGAAAAGGGGUAUCGGAAUGAGUGGAGUUUUGGUUGCGGGGAAGCUACGAGCUUUCUGUUCCGGUGAGUACUCGAGUACGUAAGGUGGACUUGAAGAUGACUGAGGGGCUGUUAGAUGUGGAGCGAGAUCUUCACCACCUGAUAGUUGUAGAGCCACGCUAGAGUUUACGGAGUGAUCUCGAUAUACAUAUUUAACUACACGCAUCCGAAGGAGUCGAUUGAUACAUUUGAUGUACAUCUGUAAGUACAUAAUUAGGACCAUGUGCGAGUACACGUGUAUGCGGGCGGCCACUCCCGAACGGGAUCUACGUCC